Gorilla gorilla gorilla (western lowland gorilla) is the source of this 2752-nucleotide messenger RNA. RefSeq names its product CREB regulated transcription coactivator 1 (gene CRTC1). The record is from RefSeq and is a predicted model, not a curated record. Gene Ontology annotation, cellular component: cytoplasm; nucleus. The transcript has 15 exons. Gene Ontology annotation, biological process: protein homotetramerization; positive regulation of transcription by RNA polymerase II. Gene Ontology annotation, molecular function: cAMP response element binding protein binding. NCBI's taxonomy places the organism in Eukaryota, Metazoa, Chordata, Mammalia, Primates, Hominidae. The coding region runs from base 116 to 2182 and encodes 688 amino acids.
UGCUCGCCGCCCGUGGGCCCAGCCGGCGCUUGCGCGGUGGCACGGGCGAGUGGGGGGGCGAGGAGGUGGAGGAGGAGGAGGAGGAGGAGGAGGAGGAGGAGGUGGCGGCGAGAAGAUGGCGACUUCGAACAAUCCGCGGAAAUUCAGCGAGAAGAUCGCGCUGCACAAUCAGAAGCAGGCGGAGGAGACGGCGGCCUUCGAGGAGGUCAUGAAGGACCUGAGCCUGACGCGGGCCGCGCGGCUCCAGCUCCAGAAAUCCCAGUACCUGCAACUGGGCCCCAGCCGAGGCCAGUACUAUGGUGGGUCCCUGCCCAACGUGAACCAGAUCGGGAGUGGCACCAUGGACCUGCCCUUCCAGACCCCCUUCCAAUCCUCGGGCCUGGACACCAGCCGGACCACCCGGCACCAUGGGCUGGUGGACAGGGUGUACCGGGAGCGUGGCCGGCUCGGCUCCCCACACCGCCGGCCCCUGUCAGUGGACAAACACGGACGGCAGGCCGACAGCUGCCCCUACGGCACCGUGUACCUCUCACCACCCGCGGACACCAGCUGGAGAAGGACCAAUUCUGACUCCGCCCUGCACCAGAGCACAAUGACGCCCACGCAGCCAGAAUCCUUUAGCAGUGGGUCCCAGGACGUGCACCAGAAAAGAGUCUUACUGUUAACAGUCCCAGGAAUGGAAGAGACCACAUCAGAGGCAGACAAAAACCUUUCCAAGCAAGCAUGGGACACCAAGAAGAAAUCCGGUAAUGAAGCGAAUGUUUACUCUCAGAAUGAAGGAGGCUCUGGCCAAGCAGAAACCCGUUCAGCUGGCGUUCUCCACAGAGGCUUAACACCCGCCGGUCGCACGCCACCCCUCGGGCACCCCAGUGGCUGCGGGUUGGGCAUUGCCCCCUCAACGACGGGGUCCAGGCCCAAGUCCUGUGAGGUCCCCGGAAUCAACAUCUUCCCGUCUGCCGACCAGGAAAACACUACAGCCCUGAUCCCCGCCACCCACAACACAGGGGGCUCCCUGCCCGACCUGACCAACAUCCACUUCCCCUCCCCACUCCCGACCCCGCUGGACCCUGAGGAGCCCACCUUCCCUGCACUGAGCAGCUCCAGCAGCACCGGCAACCUCGCGGCCAACCUGACGCACCUGGGCAUCGGUGGCGCCGGCCAGGGAAUGAGCACACCUGGCUCCUCUCCACAGCACCGCCCAGCUGGCGUCAGCCCCCUGUCCCUGAGCACAGAGGCAAGGCGUCAGCAGGCAUCGCCCACCCUGUCCCCGCUGUCACCCAUCACUCAGGCCGUAGCCAUGGACGCCCUGUCUCUGGAGCAGCAGCUGCCCUACGCCUUCUUCACCCAGGCGGGCUCCCAGCAGCCACCGCCACAGCCCCAGCCCCCGCCGCCUCCUCCACCCGCGUCCCAGCAGCCACCACCCCCGCCACCCCCACAGGCGCCUGUCCGCCUGCCCCCUGGCGGCCCCCUGUUGCCCAGUGCCAGCCUGACUCGUGGGCCACAGCCGCCCCCGCUUGCGGUCACGGUACCGUCCUCUCUCCCCCAGUCCCCCCCAGAGAACCCUGGCCAGCCAUCGAUGGGGAUCGACAUCGCCUCGGCGCCGGCUCUGCAGCAGUACCGCACUAGCGCCGGCUCCCCGGCCAACCAGUCUCCCACCUCGCCAGUCUCCAAUCAAGGCUUCUCCCCGGGGAGCUCCCCGCAACACACUUCCACCCUGGGCAGCGUGUUUGGGGACGCGUACUAUGAGCAGCAGAUGGCGGCCAGGCAGGCCAAUGCUCUGUCCCACCAGCUGGAGCAGUUCAACAUGAUGGAGAACGCCAUCAGCUCCAGCAGCCUGUACAGCCCGGGCUCCACACUCAACUACUCGCAGGCGGCCAUGAUGGGCCUCACGGGCAGCCAUGGGAGCCUGCCGGACUCACAGCAGCUGGGAUACGCCAGCCACAGUGGCAUCCCCAACAUCAUCCUCACAGUGACAGGAGAGUCCCCCCCCAGCCUCUCUAAAGAACUGACCAGCUCUCUGGCCGGGGUCGGCGACGUCAGCUUCGACUCCGACAGCCAGUUUCCCCUGGACGAACUCAAGAUCGACCCCCUGACCCUCGACGGACUGCACAUGCUCAACGACCCCGACAUGGUUCUGGCCGACCCAGCCACCGAGGACACCUUCCGGAUGGACCGCCUGUGAGCGGGCACGCCGGCACCCUGCCGCUCAGCCGUCCCGACGGCGCCUCCCCAGCCCGGGGACGGCCGCGCUCCGUCCCUCGCCAACGGCCGAGCUUGUGAUUCUGAGCUUGCAAUGCCGCCAAGCGCCCCCCGCCAGCCCGCCCCCGGUUGUCCACCUCCCGCGAAGCCCAAUCGCGAGGCCGCGAGCCGGGCCGUCCACCCACCCGCCCGCCCAGGGCUGGGCUGGGAUCGGAGGCCGUGAGCCUCCCGCCCCUGCAGACCCUCCCUGCACUGGCUCCCUCGCCCCCAGCCCCGGGGCCUGAGCCGUCCCCUGUAAGAUGCGGGAAGUGUCAGCUCCCGGCGUGGCGGGCAGGCUCAGGGGAGGGGCGCGCAUGGUCCGCCAGGGCUGUGGGCCGUGGCGCAUUUUCCGACUGUUUGUCCAGCUCUCACUGCCUUCCUUGGUUCCCGGUCCCCCAACCCAUCCGCCAUCCCCAGCCCGUGGUCAGGUAGAGAGUGAGCCCCACGCCGCCCCAGGGAGGAGGCGCCAGAGCGCGGGGCAGACGCAAAGUGAAAUAAACACUAUUUUGACGGC